UUGCUCAGGACUCCUGGGAAAAGGGAAAUUGUUGCAACAUCCUCUUGGUAGCAGCAGCAACAUGAACCGUGAAGACCGGAAUGUGCUGCGUAUGAAAGAAAGGGAAAGGCGAAAUCAAGAAAUUCAGCAGGGUGACGAAGCCUUUCCACCCAACUCCCCUCUCUUUGCUGAACCUUACAAAGUGACCAGCAAAGAAGACAAGUUGUCCAGUCGUAUCCAGAGCAUGCUUGGUAACUAUGAUGAAAUGACGGAUCUCAUAGGAGACAGACCGCUCCAAAAGCUUGUUGCAAUUCCCAAACCGACCGUUCCAUCAGCACCCGACGAGAAAUCAAACCAAAGCUUCUUUGGUGAUCAGAGACACAGCACAGGCUCCCACCAGAGCAGCAAAUGGACUCCAGUGGGGCCGGCUCCCAGCACCUCCUCCCAGUCCCAGAAGCGCUCCUCGGGCCUGGCAGGGACGGGCAGCGCUCCGAUGGCACGGCACGGGCAAGCGGCCAGAGGCACGAACGCAUGGGCUGGAGCUAGGCGAAGCAGCAGCAGAAAAAAAAGCCAGAUGGGUCAUGAAAAACCCCGUUCUUCCACCUUGGAACCACUGCUGUUCCUGCGAUUGAGCUCCAGCCAUUCGAGAUCUCAUGGGAAUGAUCACCACAGCAAAGAACAUCAACGGUCAAAGUCGCCCCGGGAUCCUGAUCCCAGCUGGGACUCUCCCUCCCGUGUACCCUCAUUUUCAAGUGGACAACACUCUAAUCAGUCUUUUCCACCUUCACUAAUGUCCAAGUCCAGUUCAAUGUUACAGAAACCCACUGCAUACGUCAGGCCGAUGGAUGGGCAGGAAUCCAUGGAACCAAAGUUAUCCUCGGAACACUACAGCAGUCAGACCCACAGCAGCGCCGUGAACGAGCUGAAGCCCAGCAGCAAAGCACACCUAACCAAGCUGAAAAUUCCCUCUCAGCCACUGGAUGCAUCAGCAUCUGGCGAGGUGAGCUGUGUGGAUGAAAUCCUCAAAGAGAUGACCCACUCCUGGCCCCCUCCACUGACUGCAAUCCAUACACCAUGCAAAACUGAACCCUCCAAAUUCCCCUUUCCAACAAAGGAAUCUCAGCAGUCCAGUUUUGGCACUGGAGAACAGAAACGAUACAAUCCUUCGUCCAAAACAUCCAAUGGUCAUCAAUCCAAAUCAUGCGAAUCAAACCAGACAGAUAUGUUGAAAGAUGACUUAAAACUCAGCAGUAGCGAAGACAGCGAUGGAGAGCAGGACUGCGAUAAGACAGUGCCAAGGAGCACACCUGGAAGUAAUUCUGAACCUUCCCAGCAUAACAGUGAAGGAGCAGAUAACUCCAGGGAUGACUCGAGCAGCCACAGUGGCUCUGAAAGCAGCUCAGGAUCUGACUCGGAGAGUGAAAGCAGUUCCAGUGACAGUGAAGCCAAUGAACCAUCCCAGAGUGCAUCCCCCGAGCCAGAGCCACCACCGACAAACAAGUGGCAACUGGAUAACUGGUUGAACAAAGUCAAUUCCCAUAAAGUGUCACCAGCUUCUUCCGUGGACAGCAAUAUUCCAUCCUCCCAAGGCUACAAAAAAGAGGGACGGGAUCAGGGCACAGGGAGUGGGUACACUGAUCAAGGUGGAUCCAAGGAUUCCAUUUCUUCUACACCAGGGAGAGAUUCCAAACCCACCCAGAAGGGCUCGGAGAGCAGUCGGGGCAGGCAGAAAUCGCCUGCCCAGAGUGACAGCUCGGCACAGAGGAGGACUGUGGGGAAAAAACAGCCCAAGAAAGCAGAAAAGACAUCUGUGGAAGAGCCUAGAGGAGGUCUUAAAAUAGAAAGUGAAACCCCAGUAGAUAUGGCAACAAAUAUCCCUUCAAACAGGCAUAAGGCGGCCACAAAAGGCUCCAGGAAACCCAAUAUAAAGAAAGAGCCCAAGUCUUCCCCUCGGCCUACGACAGAGAAAAAGAAAUACAAGGCUUCAAGCAAAUCUGCCCAGAAAUCCAGGGAAUUCAUCGAAACAGAUACCUCAUCCUCUGAUUCAGAUGAAAAUGAGAGUCUGCCUCCUUCAUCACAAACACCCAAAUACUCUGAGAGCAAUAGGACUCCUGUUAAAUCUUCCAUGGAGGAGGAUGACAGCUUUUUUCGGCAAAGAAUGUUCUCUCCUAUGGAAGAGAAAGAGCUUCUUUCACCACUCAGUGAUCCUGAUGAAAGGUACCCACUCAUUGUGAAGAUUGACCUGAGCCUCUUAUCCCGAAUACCAGGGAAGCCUUACAAGGAUGAUGCACCCAAAGUGGAGAAGAAAAGCGCCCCGGAGAAGCACCCCAGGGAAUCCCAGAAACAGCCGUCGGACAAAAGUUCUACAAAAGGCAAAAGGAAACACAAACAGAAUGAGGAUGAAAACAGAGCCAGUGAAAGCAAGAAAACGAAACUGGAAGAAAAAGCUCCAUCAGGACACAAGACUUCCAGCAGUAGGGAGUCUUCAAAGCCAAGUGCUGUUAAAGAGAAGGAUUUACUGCCAUCUCCUGCUGCCCCAGUCCUACAGAAAGAUUCCAAGCAGGAACACGGGUCCCGGAAGAGGACGGUCAGUCAGUCAUCAUCCUUAAAAUCCAGCAGCAACCCAGGCAAGGAAAGCAGCAGUGGCAGCAAAAGCAGCUCCUCUUCCAAACAGAAGAAGACAGAGGGGAAGGGUUCCAGUAGUGCCAAGGAAGCCAAGGAAAAGAUUGUGAACAAUUCCUCCAGCUGCCCUCCUGCCUCUGCUCAGGCUACGGAAAGUGCAAAGUCAAGGAGAGCAAAGCUCGUUUUUGAUGAUAGGACUUACUCAGCUGAUCAUUAUUUGCAAGAAGCAAAGAAGCUGAAACACAAUGCAGAUGCUUUGUCGGACAGGUUUGAGAAGGCCGUGUACUACCUGGAUGCUGUCGUGUCCUUCAUUGAGUGUGGGAAUGCAUUGGAGAAAAAUGCUCAGGAAUCCAAGUCCCCGUUCCCUAUGUAUUCAGAAACUGUGGAAUUAAUCAAAUACACUAUGAAACUGAAGAAUUACUUGGCACCGGAUGCGACGGCUGCGGACAAAAGGCUGGCAGUGCUUUGCCUUCGGUGCCAAGCUCUGCUGUACCUGAGGCUUUUCAAACUGAAAAAGGAAAGUGCAUUGAAAUACUCAAAAACUCUGACUGAACAUCUGAAGAAUUGCUACAAUAAUUCUCAAGCACCAUCACCUGGUAUGGGAAGCAAACCUGUUGGGAUGCCGUCUCCAGUGUCUCCAAAGCUGUCUCCAGGGAAUUCAGGAAAUUACUCUUCUGGGGCAGCCAAUCCUUCAGGGAGCGGGUCCUCGGUGACGAUCCCACAGAGGAUCCAUCAGAUGGCUGCCAGUUAUGUCCAGGUCACGUCCAACUUCCUCUAUGCCACUGAAAUUUGGGAACAAGCUGAACAGCUGGCAAGAGAACAGAAAGAGUUCUUUGCUGAACUGGAUAAAGUUAUGGGCCCUCUGGUUUUUAACACGAGCAUCAUGACCGAGCUGGUGCGUUACACCCGGCAGGGCCUGCACUGGCUGCGCCUCGAUGCCAAGUGAGGCUGGAACUGAAGGAACCCAAAAUCAAACCCAUUUUUCUCGCUGCCUCUGAUUUCUCUCCACAACACUGUGUCAUGUCAAUAAGGAAGACUGCCAUAACACAUUGCUUAGUUGACACUAAGAGCAAGGAAUGCUUUCCCAUGUCUCCCAUCCUCAUUUGUGUUUUGUGUUUAACCCCAAAUCAGCUGGUUCAUGGACUUCUUCAGUAUUCCCGGUUUAAGUUAUUUAAAUAUUUUAAAAUUUGCUACAUGAAAGUUGUAGUUUUGCUGAUCUGUCAUGGAUAGAUCAUUGGAAUUCCAGUCACAAUACACAAAUAGUCAGUUUAAAUCCUAUUUAUUUUAAUUUUUGUAAUUUUAAUUUUGAAAAGCCCCAUUGGGGGCCGGUUUUAGCUAUUUCUUCUUCCCUAAAUUUUCCCUUUUGAGUACUUAGAAAUUAAACCUAGACACUUUAUUUAAGUACUUUGUGAGCUUUGUUACUCUGUAAUGUCUUGUGGUGAUAGAGCCUGUAAAAGGAACUAGGGUUGAUAGGUUCUAACGUGUAGGGACACCAUACUUCUCAUGCCUAAUGCCUAUGAGUCGACUAAUAAAUGACAACUACAGAUUUAUUAUUGCAGAAUUUGUACUAAAUAGAAAAGUUCCAGAUAUUCUUCUACGUAUUGAGAUACUUCAUUUAAAUGAAUUAUAAAGAAAUUUAUAUGGAGAAAUAUUUAGCUGGAUCUGACUUGGAUUGUUUUCAAGGCAGUUUCAAGCCAUCGAUUAACACUAUAACAAUCACAAAACAUUACAGUAAUUUGCAUUUAAUGUAACAUCCAAGUAAUGGUGUAGGAAUGACCUUCAGUCCGAUGGGUGCGAUGCAAACAGGAAAGGCUUUGGAAAAGGACAAUCUUGUGCUUUUUUGCAUCUCUUCAUUUAAAAUACCUUUUGUUUCCGUGCUUGUCACUUUUUGACACUUACAAAAUGGGUGAACUUUGUGGUUAAAACUCAACAGUAGUUAAAUUCCUACCAGAACUGUCAUUUGCAUCUUUUCCAUUGACUGAGAAACCAGGAAUCUUUAGUAGAACUCGAGGUCCAUUUUGUCUUCUUGGGGUCUGCUGGGUGAUGGACACUACAGGCUGGCAGUGCUGCAGCCACCGUGGGGUGGAAGCUCACCUGCUCCUGCAGGGAAACGACUGUUCUGGUGCAGAAUGGAUCUAAAACUUGGCUUUACCCCGUGGUAAUGAAGGUCCUGUUAACAUUUGAUGGAGCGUAACAUUUGCUCGGUGCAACACAAAUGGUUCUGGAGUUGCAGUUGGCUGCUCUCAGAGUGCAAACCAAAGUACCUUUCACAUGAGGUGCUUGUCUGAGUAAAAGGUUUCAAAUGCUACUGCUUUCAGUAUUGCUUAGUGCCCCCAACAUGUCUGGUGUGCCUUAUGCCUUACUUUUAGAUGAAGAUUUUAUGAACUGUUUACAAGAUGUUUUACAGCAGGACCAGGUAUACUGUAUGCAGUGGUCUUCUGCAGUACUUGGGUAAAAUUCCAUUUCCUUUUUCCAAGUCCCAGUGUCUGUCACACAAACUGACUCAUCGUGGUGGUCUCCUUUCCAAGAGUCCAACUCUGAAUCCUUUGGAGUGAGAUUGUGGAAUGCUGCUUUGUUUUCUCUCCCAUUGAACCCUUUAUUCUGUACCAGAUAUGAACGUGCAUGUUCAGGAAAAUUAUUGCACUAAAUUUUUUGUGUAGGUGUAGUUAAGUGCCAAAAUCACGGCAACCUCGAGAGAAGGAAUAGAAUUCUACGCUCCUUAGUACUGCAGUAUGUCCUAUGGGCUUUAAGAGUUUAGAAGUUUUGCAAAUUAGUAACCUACUACAAGGUAGCUGCAUAUUCGUAGAGCUUCCUUUGCGUCCCAGCGUGUUUUGUACUUCCAGAAAAGCUUUGCUACGUCCGGAUUGAUACAUUGAGUAACAGACCUGUGGUUUUCCCUGGUCGCUGAAUUGACUCUUCAGGUCUGUUGGAGCAUCCUUUUUAUGGAAUCACUGUGCAAGGUCACGUUUCUGUUAGUCUUUGCUGUUGGAGACAGAACUCUGUACCCUCAAACUCCCUGUCGUGGGCAUGGGACACUGUCAGCUGUGUUUCCUUUCCUACUCUGAAGUGCCUCGCACACCUCUGACGCUGUAGAAAUACCUUUGUAGAAGUUGCAUUCAUGGUUGGUUUUGUGUGUAGUGCUGCACUAGCCAGCAUGGCUGUUCUUGGCUUGCUCCUUUGUGCACAGUCACCAUUGCUCUCAGCAGGAAUGGUCUCAUCUCUGGGAAUUUUUUUUUCCUUAACUAGAGUCCCACAAAUACCUUUUGGUGUCACGCUAAAUUGGUCUCCUAAAAAUGCAUCGCUUAUCCCCAGAUCAUUGGAUCUUAGAAAUUGUCUUCAAAUGGACAGGAGGCUUUUUGCAUCAUGUCAAAAUGUGGACCUGAGCUGGUUGGAAGUGUCCCAGCUGAACAGGGUGCUCUGUGGUGGAAUAUCCUCUGGAGUGCUGUCCCAUGUGUCCUGUUGGUGCAGGAGAUCUGCAGUGGGCUUGGUAAUGGAUCAGAAAUGCCUUGUGCAUCUGGGACUGUUGCAAACAGAUCAGUUUAGCCUUCACAAUUCCAAAAGCGUAUGUUAAUUUGGGAUCCACCAUUGUUUCCAAGAGGAAAGUUAUGAACUUAGUCAGAUCUCAUAGCCAAAAAAAAUAAGCAAGUAUGUCCUAGGUUUCAAUCCCUCUGCCCAGGUGAGAGGAGGGUCUGUUCCUGUCCUUCCGCACCUCCAGCACCACAGUGGGAGUGCAGGUCACUGCAGCACCAACACUCAUCUCAGUGGUGACUAAGGAGGGACUCCCCAGCUUCUGGCUUCCCAAAUCAUUCCCUGGACAGGUGUGUAUUAAUACGUAUCAACACCGUAAUCUUAAUUCCCUCGCUGAUCGUGGUCCCAGUUGGUGAAUCUUAAGAAUGGCUCAAUCAGACUAGGCUUGCUCAGCUGUUUGACUUUGCUCUCAGACUUGCAGGUUCCAGGUGAUAAGGUGCAACCAUUUAUAAUUCCAAACAAAUCUUCAGGACACCAGAGUAAACCAGCCCAAGAGUUUUGUUUUGAUUUGAAUCUCGUAGCCAUAAAGCAGAGCGGGCGGAUGGCUCUCCUUGGCUUUUGAUGGCAGUAUGCAAUUUGUAUUGUAUGUGUCUUUUAAUAUGUAUGUAUAUAUAUAUGACUCAGUCUGUCCAAAGUAUAUGUUAUACUUGUUUUUAGAUUAUGGUGCAACUGACUAUAUUGAUAUAUUAUUUAUUGAGUGCUGAGUCACCAUCUUAUUGGUGAUAAAUAUUGCAUAUUAUCCAGGAGUGCAAUGUAUAUUCCUUUAGAUUGCUGAGGCUUGAUUGCUGUGGUAACAAAAAAUGCCCUGAAAUGUAUUUAUGAAUGGCCCCUACACACAGAGAGUCAGAAUUUAUGGGAAUGAUGUAGCACUUGCCUGGGGCAAGUAAAAUAAGGCCGUAGGCAGAGAAUUAUGGAGUUUGCCCAAAUGGCAAACUGCUGGAAAGAGAGAGAGAAACUACCUUUGUUGUAUUUAAUGUAAUUUUCUGAACAGAUCUUUGCUGUCACUGCAGUGUUUGUAUUGAGGCAGAUCCACAAGGGCCUGAGCAAGUCGAGUUUGAAUUACCCAUUGGGGAGUAAACAACUUCCAAAUUCUUACCUUUCCGACAAAUCCUUCGGUCAGGGUUUAAAUUUCUCCAUCUGAUGUGUCAGUGUUACGGAAAACCCCGUGUUUCCAAUCAACAAAGUUAGUGCCAGACAUCUUAAAGUACAGAGAGGAGCCAGAGCUUUUGCUCGCCAACUCAUGCAGAGCCAGAGCUAUUCCAGGAGAGGGUUUCCCAGGUAGGAAGGUUGUCACUGGGGAAUCGUGGUGUGUCCAGCUCCGAUGCUGUUUGAGGACUCGGUCUGUGGUGCCAUUUGGGAGGGGAAGGCAGGGAAGGAAGGGGCACCUGUGCCAUCAGGAAUUGCUCUCAGGGGGAGUGUGGCAGAGCUGGGUUCCCCUUGGACCUUCCAGAGCCACUGGCUCAGCCGAGUGUCCCUCAGUCCACUGUCUGAGCAAUUCCAGCUGCUGUGCUGCAGCAUGGAGUGAGCUGGGCUGUCUGUAUGUCCAUGCUUCACCUGUUUUAUUUCACCUGGAAACUUCAUGGAAAUGUGCCCAUUCCUGGUGUAACUCCAGCCAAUGUAGGAAAAUGGCAAUGCAGUGUUCCCUGUCUUCAGUUUUAUAUGCAACCCUCCUGUGGUGGAGCUGGGGGCACAGUGCUGCUGCAGCAGCUCCUUGGGGCUGCCUUGGCAUUCCACAUCCCAAACUCAACUCUAAGGACCAGGAAUGACUCUUCAAGCACAGUUCCUGACAUUUGUAUCUGGUCCCCCUUUUAAAUUGUUUUAAAAAAAUUUUGUAUAUGGAGGAUAAAGUGCUUAUAUAUUUAUUAAAAAUCCUUUAUCUUAUUUGAAAUUAUUAUUUGGUGAAGAAGGGGUUUUUCUUUUGGGGGAGGGCUGGGGGGGGAGGUAACUUUUAACCUGUCACUUAUAAAUGAAGCCCUGAUUAAUCCUACAGAAAGGUACUGUUAGUAACUAAUGGGAUGUCUCUGUUUUAUGCUUUGUACAUGACAAGUCCAUGUGUUACAUUUUGUUUUCUAUCAAAAGAUUUGGGCAUCUGUCUUCAACCAAAACCUGAAAAAAUAAACAAACUGUGAUUUUAUUUGUUGCAAUACAUUUGAAAUUUCAAAGGGUACUUUGGGGCUCAAAAUUAGGAUUUCUAAGUCAGUAUGUGCAUUUCACGUAAUAAAGCUGUUAAUGGUGAGCAAAGUAUUAUAUACUAACUAGAUUUUUUCCACAUCUGUAUAGUAUAUUCUAUGUAUUUUGUGGUAUUGAGAUUAUAGAAAGUUUAGUGUCUGAAACAUGCGUUUAAUGUGUAUUUUUAAACAAAUUUAUGGCAAUUAAAAUAUUUGGAGAAAAGGGUAUCACAUUUCAAUUUGUAAAGAUCUUUUUAACUACUGUGUCAUUAAAAUGCUUUGUACAAUGCAAAACUGUAACUGGAGAAACUAAGUUUAAUAAAUAUCAAAUAGAUUUUCUGUAUUAAACUUCCAA
Molecule: messenger RNA, 8652 nt
Organism: Manacus vitellinus (golden-collared manakin)
Lineage: Eukaryota; Metazoa; Chordata; Aves; Passeriformes; Pipridae
Gene: AFF4
Product: AF4/FMR2 family member 4
Biological process (GO): regulation of gene expression
Cellular component (GO): nucleus; super elongation complex
Source: RefSeq, a predicted model, not a curated record